GUUUAGUGUGUACUGAUCGUGAGUACUCAGAAGCCCGAAGCAGAAGUGCGUUGACUUGUUACUGGCUGGAAAGCCAAAAUAGAAUUUCGUUACAUCACUGGUUCGUAAAAAAAUUGUCAACGGAAGCUUACCAUCUUAUCAUACAUCGCAAGAAAAAGCGUUUCCCAACCAUCUUGAUCUCCCCAUUUCGGACAGCGCAGACAUGGACGCGAGUACAAUUAUCGCCGUAGCUAUCAUUUUUAUGCUGAUUGCCAUCUUCGGAACCGUAGCUUUUCUCCUCGCUUAUUUGGGCGCAUUUCGCGAGAUUUUGAUUAAUGUUGGAAAGCCUCCUGUGAAGAAGUUUCGCGGAUACUACAAGUUUGCGCGUGGAGAUUAUAAGGAAAGUGGAAGUUUGUUCGAGGAAACAAGCAAAUUAGCCCCCGAUCUUCGAACAUUUGGCAUAUAUUACGACGAUCCCGAAAAGACACCGUUUGCCAGCCGGCGUUACAUAGUGGGGACGAUCGUUGAAGAAGACGGAGUACCGGGUGUGGAAGAUAGCGAAAAACUAAAACAGUUCGAACAGGCUUUAAAAGAGCAUGGCUAUAAGGAGGUCGAGAUCCCCUCCGUUGAGAAUGCUGCAUUCGUCACAUUUCCCUGGCGGACGAAUUUCAGCAUCUUCAUUGCCGUCAACAGGGUUUAUCCGGCAUUCAGUAAUUUCAUAAAGGAAAAACGUUUGGAUCACGGUCCAUUUUUGGAGGUGUACGAUCGCCCAGCUGAAGCAAUUCAUUUUGCCACACCUUUGGAAAAAUUUGAUGAUUUGUAUGUGCUGGACUGUCUGGAAGCGAAUAACGAUGAAGACUACGAAGAUCUGUCUCCCGAAAGCGCCAACGAAGAUGCUGAAGCCGAGGAUGGAGAAUCCCGAGACGUGCCCAAAGAUAGUGAAUAACGGCCAGACGGCUGUCAAAUGAUAAGUGGCAUUUGAGUAAAUCUCUUGAUGGUCUUCAACGAUUAACGCUUUUUUUGUGCUUUUUGACCGAGAAUCUUAUCAAGAUAUUCCAUGUAAGACGUGUCGUGAAGCAGAUUUUUUUAUAAAGUGAUGCUGUGUGUAGUUUAUAUUAGGGCGGCGCGCCAAGUGUUUCCCCAUUUCGUCAGCCUGUAUUUCAUAAAUGUCAAAGCCUCGGAUGUACAGUGCGGUGUGAUAAAAUGGUGGGUGAUUAGAA
Messenger RNA from Paramacrobiotus metropolitanus, 1199 nucleotides. Its product is annotated as testis-expressed protein 264 homolog. Lineage: Eukaryota; Metazoa; Tardigrada; Eutardigrada; Parachela; Macrobiotidae. Gene Ontology annotation, cellular component: nucleus; endoplasmic reticulum membrane; autophagosome membrane. The transcript is spliced from 6 exons. The record is from RefSeq and is a predicted model, not a curated record. Gene Ontology annotation, biological process: protein-DNA covalent cross-linking repair; reticulophagy. The coding region runs from base 203 to 925 and encodes 240 amino acids.